Molecule: messenger RNA, 2862 nt
Organism: Desarmillaria tabescens
Lineage: Eukaryota; Fungi; Basidiomycota; Agaricomycetes; Agaricales; Physalacriaceae
Product: tRNA synthetases class II (A)-domain-containing protein
Exons: 15
Coding region: 1-2862 (953 amino acids)
Biological process (GO): alanyl-tRNA aminoacylation
Cellular component (GO): cytoplasm; mitochondrion
Molecular function (GO): ATP binding; nucleic acid binding; aminoacyl-tRNA deacylase activity
Source: RefSeq, a predicted model, not a curated record
AUGUCUUCCCAGUCGAACGACGGUCCCUGGUCCGCCGUUAGAGUUCGCGAUGAGUUCUUUAACUUCUUUCGGUCGAAGGAACAUACUUUCGUACCGUCUUCACCGACUAUUCCAUUCGACGAUCCUACUUUACUCUUUGCUAAUGCCGGAAUGAACCAGUACAAGUCAAUUUUUCUCGGCACGGUAGAUCCGCAUUCAGAGAUGUCUAAAUUGAAGCGCGCGUUCAAUUCCCAAAAGUGCAUAAGGGCGGGAGGGAAACAUAAUGAUCUCGACGAUGUCGGCAAGGAUUCAUAUCACCAUACAUUCUUUGAGAUGCUUGGCAACUGGUCUUUCGGAGAUUACUUCAAGAAAGAGGCCAUUGCAUACUCUUGGGAGCUCCUGACUGAGGUUUACGAACUUCCGAAGGAUCGUCUAUACGUGACUUACUUUGAAGGAGAUCCCAAAAACAACCUCGAGCCUGAUUUAGAGGCCAAAGAAUACUGGUUAAGCCAAGGUGUCUCAGAGGACCAUAUUCUUCCGGGAAACGCCAAAGACAACUUUUGGGAAAUGGGUGCUACUGGACCGUGCGGACCGUGCAGUGAAAUUCACUUUGACCGAAUAGGCGGUAGGAAUGCCGCAAGUCUAGUCAACCAAGAUGAUCCCGACGUACUGGAAAUAUGGAACAACGUCUUCAUCCAGUUCAAUCGCGAAGAUGAUGGUUCCCUAAAAUCACUUCCCUCCAAACACGUCGAUACGGGUAUGGGUUUCGAACGGCUCGUAUCCGCUGUGCAGGACAAACGCUCAAAUUACGAUACCGAUGUUUUCACGCCGAUAUUUGCCAAAGUGCAGGAGCUCACGGGAGUACGCCCGUAUGAAGGCAGAUUUGGAGACGAGGAUGCUGACGGCAUCGACACUGCCUACCGGGUAGUCGCAGACCAUGUUAGAACCCUUACAUUUGCCCUCAGCGACGGAGGUGUCCCGAACAAGGACGGCCGCGGGUACGUACUUCGACGUAUCUUACGUCGGGGAGCACGUUAUGCCCGAAAGAAACUUGGCGUGACUAUCGGUUCAUUCUUUUCGUCUUUGAUGCCUGUCGUUGUCGAUACUAUGGGUCACACGUUUCCCGAGAUAACUCGGAAAAUCGCGGAAAUCAAAGAGAUUCUUGACGAAGAAGAAGAAUCUUUUUCUCGGACUCUUGAUCGUGGAGAAAAGCUCUUUGAGCAAUAUGCCGCGCGCGCAAGAGAGCAGGGAGCAAAAGAGCUGAACGGAAAAGAUGUCUGGCGGUUAUACGAUACCUUUGGUUUUCCUGUCGACCUCACGCGUUUGAUGGCAGAGGAACUUGGACUUGGCGUGAACGAUGCUGAAUUUGAAGAAGCCCAGGCCCACUCGAAGGAAGCCAGUAAGGCGACAGGGAAGACAGAAACCAGAGUCCAGGUGAAGUUGGACGUACACGAUAUUGCUUCCCUUGAGAAGAUGGAAACAGUACCUAAAACAGACGACUCUGCGAAAUUUGGUAUCGGAAAUAUCGAUGCAUCGAUAAAAGCGAUAUUCUACAACAAGUCUUUUGUUGGAUCAACAGAAUCUAUACCUCUCGAUGCCUAUUUUGGUUUGCUUCUGGACAAGACGAGUUUCUACGCAGAGGCAGGAGGCCAAGAAUACGACACUGGAAACAUUGUAAUUGACGGAGUGGCUGAUUUUGAGGUCACUGACGUCCAGGUUUACAACGGCUAUGUUCUACACACUGGCCGCCUAAAAUAUGGAAAUCUCCAAGUUGACGACGUUGUGGUAUCGUCAUACGAUGAACUCCGUCGCUGGCCGUUGCGGAACAAUCACACCGCAACGCAUAUUCUCAAUUUCUGCCUCCGUGAAGUUCUUGGCGACCAUAUCGAUCAAAAGGGAUCACUAGUUGCGCCGACAAAACUUCGUUUCGAUUUUUCGCACAAGGCGUCUAUCGGUCUCCCAGAACUGUCAAAGAUCGAGGCAAUGUCAGUGGACUGGAUCAAGCGCAAUGUAAAGGUUUUCAGUAAAGAUGUGGAUCUGCGGAGCGCCCAGAAAAUUCCGGGACUUCGCGCGGUCUUUGGAGAGACGUAUCCUGAUCCUGUCAGGGUUGUGACGCUAGAGUACGACGCCGAUGAGAUUGCGCAGGAUAUUGAAAAUCCCAAGUGGCGGAGUACAAGUGUUGAAUUUUGCGGUGGGACACAUGUGGCGAAGACUGGAGACAUCAAGGACUUUGUGAUCCUGGAAGAGUCUGGAAUCGCCAAAGGGAUACGUCGAAUCAUUGCAGUCACUGGACAUGAAGCUGCGGACGUCAGUCGGAUUGCUGACAAUUUCAAGGCGAGACUGGAUCAACUAGAGCAGAUUUCUGGGAAAGAGAAGAAUGCGGGGAUGAAAGCUUUGGGCGUCGAACUGGGUCAAACCGACGUUUCUGCGAUCAAGAAGGCAGAGUUGAAGGAAAGACUUGCUGCGAUGCGGAAAGCAUUUGACAAGCAGAUCAGGGAGAAGGAAACUGCAAUGAACAAGGAGGCGAUUGACCGAGUACAGCAGCAUUUCAAGGGUGGAGCGUCGUCGUAUAUUGCAGUUCUUGAAGUGAACGGUAGUUCAAAGAUACUUCAAAAUGUUGUUUUGCAAGGACGGAAACUGGGGAAAGCGGUGUACGUUUUCAGCGUUGACGAGGAGGGAAGCAAGGUUGGGCAUGUGAACCAUGUGCCGCCUGUAUUGAAGGAAAAGGGUGCGGAUGCUCGGACGUGGGCGUCAAAGGUUGGUGAGGUGCUUGGAGGCAAGGCUGGUGGGAAGGAAGAUUCUGCGCAGGGUGUGGGUGCUGAUGUGUCGCGAGUGAAAGAAGCUGUUGCUAUUGCUGAAGAAUAUCUAUCGGCGUACCUGUAA